CAAUCUGUGCCAUCGAAAAUUUAAAAACAUACCGGCCCUUAAUGGCCAUAUGAGACUCCACGGCGGUUACUUCAAAAAGGACGCGGAGAACAAGAAGAGCGAGAAGAAAGAGGUCGUUGGGCCGCCUCUGCAGACGGCAUCCGUCAGCGUGAGAGCGCUCAUCGAGGAGAAAAUCAUACAGAAGAGAACGACAGCAGUGGACGCGAAUGGCAAUCAGCCUCGUACGAAUACCACCGUCUUCACCACGCAGACCGACGCCGUUUCGCAAAUCGCCGUCAAGACGAGUUUUGCGGUACCAGCUCCGCCGCCCUUGGCGGCGGGAGAGAAGGUACGUCGGUUUUCCGAUGGUGAACACUUUCGGCCGCCGAAUAUCACCGUGGGUGGUCACACGACUGUGCAGAAGCAGUUGCAGGAAGCGAAAACUCAAGCUGAAGCACAAGCGCUUGCCGACAGGAUUCUGAAGAGUAAUACGAAAGUGGCUGUGAAGAGAACAACUUCCGAUCCGGGACAAAGAUUACACUUGACUUAUCAGCAGCCCGUGCAAUCAGCGACAACCAACCAGCCAUCAAAUAACCAGCAGCCGCAAGCGCAACCUGUGGUAACGGAAAGCUUUACGAUGACAGGAUAUGCCGAGGAUGGUGGUUAUUUCAGCCCAAGCCUGCAGGACGAAGUGUUUCAGCAGGUUACAACGGUUCCUGAUAGCGUGCUCCUGCACGCUACCCAUUUGGAUUCGAUUCAGUUUCAGACGGCCAAUCUGCUGCAAGAACAAUCUACCGAACAGCUGCAGGAUAUCACGUUGGAAGACCGAUAUUCCUCGCAGCACACAGUCAAUCCAGAUCUUCAAGCGCUGGUGAACUCGCCGCUGCCCGACUCUCUGGCCGAAUUCAGUACUUACGCCGCGCAAUAUACGGAAAGUCCUCAUACGUUACCAACCCAGUCGCCUCUGCCGUCGCCUCUAACGCGACACGACAGCCCGAGUUUCACAUAUCCGACGCCACCGGCCAGCCAGGAGGGCCUGCUCACCGGAAGUCUACCGUUGCUGAGUCCCCAAGAGGACCCGGAGAGCGUGAGACACGUAUCGUCGCCGCUCUCGGCGGCAUUUUACACCACUUCGAUGUCGUCCGCUGCGGCCGUGGAGGAGGCGUUGAACGAGGUGCUACCGGAUGAAUCCGAGGCAGAUGCGGAUCUCUACGGGUCCGGUUCGCCAAAUCCGCACUCGCCACUGCCAAGCCCGUUGUCGGCGACGUCGGCGCCGUCGCCACUGCCGCCGUCCUCCGUCUCGUCGCCGGGACCGGUCGCCUUUACAGGCACGAGCUUUCCCGUAUCGCCGCAUAACGCAUUUCAAAAUCAGAUGAUGCCAAACUCGGAGGAUCCUUUGCUUUCUUCGACCUCGAAGGACUUCGCCGCCUCUGGUCGUAGGCGAUUCGAGUUCCAGUCGUACAAGCUGAUCACGAGCCAGAACUUGGUGGACUUCGGUCUCGGAAACGGCAGCCUAGCUGGCAUCGUCCUCGACAACAACGGCGAGUUCAAGUUGAUACAGACGGCGGGUCUACAGAAAGCGAAUGUGUUCGUGCAGGCGGGUUCUCUCAGUCCCGCGCUGACAUUCAAGAAGGAGAUCCGUCUAGCGACACCGAAAAUCGAGCCCGUGACCGUGAACCUCGGCCUGAACGUUCAAACGACGAAUCAACAGCAGUGUAACGCGGGACAGUUUAAUCAACAGCAAAUCGUCAACCCGACCAAGUUUUUCGUUCAAACCAAUCACGCGACGAAGAACAAUGUCUUGAGACACAAAACGGCCACCGGAAGUUUACCGGUACCUAUCGAGCAGAUCAAGCAGGAGCUGCUGGACGAGGAAGUGUUUCUCAGUCCUGGCAGUUUACCCACCAGCAGCCCGGUGCGACACUGUCGAAAGAGGCCGCGCAUGGAUAACGGCCAGUACGCCAGCAGUUCGCAUUCUUAUCCGUCGCGAUUGCGAAAGGCUUGCGAUCGCCACUGGGACAGCAGCUACACCCCGCCACCGAUCCUAGACCCAUCUCGUCCCGGUCCGGGGCUGUACGCGAGAUUGCAUCAGCACGAGAAAGACUCGGACUUCAGCUCGGACGAUUCUCAAGGGAAUGACGGUCCACCGCCGAGGAUCAACAUCGGCACGAGGUAUCAAGCUACGAUACCUCCGGUGGAGUACGAUGGGGACAGAGGAAACGACGGGCCCGAAGCCGAUCAUCUUCUGUGGGAUCCCGGCAUAAACAACGUGCUCACGAACACCGAACUGGAGAUGUACCUGCAGUUCGCGUGUUGCGCCGCGGUGCCGGGUGGUGGUAGAAACAAGGAAUAUGCGCUUCAUCUGUUGCACAUGUGCAAAGGGAAUAUUCAUGAAGCAAUGGUAAAAUUGAUGCGACCAACGCCUACGCUACCUAUGGAUCAUCCCUUGCUCAGCUACGAGUGCCACGAGUCCGACAGAUGGACGUCAUACGAAAUGGACGCGUUCUAUCAAGGACUGCUCAAGUACAAUAAGAACUUCUCCGCGAUUUCGCGGGACGUCGGUGCCAAGACCGCGAAACAGUGCGUGCAGUUCUACUACCUUUGGAAGAGGCUCUGUCCCGACGAGUACAAGAGGCUACGUAUAUGUCAUGGAAAAGCGAAGAUCAAGAGCGAGAUUAAAGAUAGCAAAGAUACCAAAGAGCUACGCGACGCCAUCGCGUCCGUGACGGAAAUGGACUUUAGUGAAGACAAAUCGAUCCUUCAUCGUACACUGGUAAGAUCAAGUCUACAAACAAACGAAAGAGAAAAUUCGGCGACUCUGACCACCAGCGAAGGAGAGCUAAGGUUAUUCGCAUACGACUGCACAGAUAGCUUUAGCGGAAGUGUAACAGUAACGGCCGGAAGCACCCAAACCGCCCAAAUCGGCAAUACCGGCCACGCCACAGUCAACACCAACUCACAAACUCACACUAGUUCUGAGCAACAACUACCCGUGCCCACCCCACUUCACUACCCCUGCAAGAUUUGCGGGAAAGUUUUCAACAAAGUGAAAAGCAGAAGUGCGCACAUGAAAUCCCACAGGCCAAUACCCUUGCCCGAUUCAACGGGUCAAGAAUCUAAGCGACCCACGCAACAAUCGUCGAAAGCGCAACAGCUACAGCAGCCAAUGCCAUCGCAGCAAAGUUGUCAACAACAGCAGCAGCAACAGCCAGACAAUGCUACGCCGCAAGCUCAAGACCAUCAACAACAACAGCAGCAGCAACAACUGCCCGCGAGUAUCAGUGACAGCAGCGCCAAAAAUACAGCACAUUUAUGCCAUAAUCCGACGAGGCCCCCAUAGGACAGGAUCCAAGUAAUUAAACUUAAGCUACCUUAACGAAGGCUGUAAUGGUACUGUAAGAAAGUAAUAUGGUCGCGCGUGGUACACAUAGGCUCUAAACGAUCGUCGCACAAUCGUUACAUUGCGGGAAUAUCUUUUUACGAGACCUUUGCUCACAAAAUGGGUGCAGGUUGCGUGAGUAAACUUCCAAGAUAGUUUCGAAAACGCGAAUGUCUCCCCUAUAUAUACGAAACUGUGCGAGAGAGCGUGACUGGUAAGUUUAUCCAGUCAGAUGGACUAAUUGAAUUUACGAGACUCAUGCGGAAGAAUAUGUAUCGGAAUCGGCCGUUCAGGAAAAAAAAAAAGACAACGUCUAUCGUUAAUGGAAACUAAGCACGAAGAGUUGUAAAACUCGUAGGGUUUAAUGGCGCAGUGAUAGAAGGUAUUCAACUAUGCAAUCAUAAUUCGAGCUCUGUUCAACAAGGAGACAGGGUACCGAUCGUAAACAUCUUCCUCAGCGUGGAAGACGAGAUGCCGGCAUCAGUGUAAGAGAAAAUGAAAAACGGUUACUGUCACUGAAAGAUGAAGCGAACGUACAGACUUUGCGUUUUGUUGAAGACAAAAGGUAAAACGCGAUCGUUUAACGAACAUGGCCUAGAAAAAAAUCAAACACAACUCGAUAAAUAGAUGCGCGAAAACGUAUUUUCGCCACAAUGAGUGCUGAAUCAACAAAACUGAAAGAGAUUGACGUGCACCUACAAUAAGCGCUCUAACGAUUAAACGCGAUUUCAGUGUACCUAUUUAUUAUGCACGUGAAAAUGUUCCCAGAUUGUGCCACAAUACUGUUACCUGUUACCCUUUCACAAUUCUUCUUUUUUUGUAAUGUUUUAGGUUGUUUUCUCUUUCAAUUACAACCGGGAUCAGUUUACAUGAAGCCGUUAUUAAUCAAAAUUUCGAUAAGAAGUCUUUAACUUACUUUAAUUUACGAUUUUUGUGAUUGCUUGAAAUUAUGGAACAUUAUUACUACUAUUUUAUUUGAAUAAAAAUUAUGUAUUCAACAUUAAUAGCAUUUAAUUUCAAUAAACACCGAUGACAUAAUGAGAUAAAUUGCAUUCGUUAAACGGAUCCUGGAUUGUAAUGUAACAACUUGUUGCACGUUCGCUCUAGUUACAUUUAGUUUAAAUAUCAUUAGCAUAUCUAAAAUUUGAUGAAAAAUAAGUGGGUCUUAUAUCACGCGUACGUAGAUUUGUUGAAACUCCUUAAUUUCUUUACCUCUGUUACUUAGUAGAUUAAUAGUAUACAAUUGAAUAAAAAUUUUAAUAUAUACGAUAUAUGAAUAUAAAUAUAUAUAAAUAUAAAUAUGUAUAAACACAAAUUGAUGUAAUUGAAAAGAACUCGUUUUAGCUUAGACAAAUAAUUCUCUAGGAAGGACGUUGUUCAAGUUUCACUUCAGAGGCGUUUCCUGCGUCGCCGAUACUGAAUGUAAAAUAAUGAUUAUACAUACGCCCAUACAUACAUAUUAUACAUACGCACACCCAACACACAGAUACAGAGAGAAUAGAGUACAUUUAUUAAAUAAUAUUCAACUUCAAUGAUCAUUAAAAUAGCUAUAUGUACAUAAGAUGUGUACAUGUCUGUACAUAUAUAACAUCAGUGUCUGUAUGUACAAUUAAAAAUGAACUCUAUGCAAAGUAAGUAGGUUAGGUUUUAGGUUGUUUUAGGAGGGAUCUAUAUACAUAUAUAUAAAGAAAAAUAUAUAUACUUGGCUUCAUUUUCUACCUUACUAGAGGCUACGUGGCGAGGCUCUUGUAAAAACAAUGACUGGUCGCAUGUUUCCAUAAUCUGUAUGAAUUUUUAUUUCCCGUUCAAAAGUUGUUAUAAUGAUGUUCCUAUAUGUAAGGUGCCUUAAGCAAUCAAAAAAGUUUACUUUUCUCUUAUAUAUACCUCGAUGUGAUGCAAUGAACUAUGAAAUUCCUUCGAUUAACGUUAUUUUUUUAAUUAAACCAACAUCCAUAAAAUUAAGAACAAAGAAAUCAAAAUGAUAACUAUACCUUGAAAAGCAUUUAUCUAUUUUUUUUUCUAUUCUUUGUGAAAGAUAUUAAUAUGAUUCUGACAAAGAUUUCAUAAUUUACGUCUUCCAAUUUUCGGGCACGCUUAGCUAUUUUAAUUCCAGAGAAUUUAUCUUUAGUUGUGUUCAUGUAUUUAUAUAGUAUAUAUAUAGGAACAUCCCUCUCACACACAAUCAUUCAGUACAUUUAGAACAAAAACAGCGUGCAUUUUAUUACGACAAAUAUAAUAAAUAUACUAAAUUUUAUAAAAGAUUAAAAUAUAUUUAUAUAUCAAGUUUCAUUUAUAUUGAAACUCUAAAUUGUUAUUCAAGAGAAUUGCCAAUCGUAGAUGCUCUGAUUCUAUCUUGAGAACAUUGUUAUUGUUAACAUUCUUCUUCUUAUUAACUUUUACCAUUGAAUGAAUCGCGCACAUACACACACACACAAUGUACACUUUAACUUUUGAAACUUUUCUCAAAUAAACGCAAAAUGACUGAGGACACUUUAAAAAAAUCUGCCAAGUCUUCAUAAAUAAAGAUGGCUCUAUAAAUCUUCCAUUUAUUUCAAAGUAAAAACUAUGAUUGUAAAUGAAAGUCUAAUUGUCGGAAAUGGGAAAUAUCUUCUCUUAGAAGACAUUAGAUAUUCAGUAUUCUGUACUUUAGUGUUUAUUCUAUCUUUAUGUGUGUAUCUCAUUGAUCUUCUCCCCGAUUUACAAAAAUGUAAUGCAAACUAAACAUCAAAUAUUCCGGCCACAACAUCUGCAUUAUCUAUUUAUUUACAGACAAGAGAUUAAUAUGAGGGGGUAUCACCAAGGGCACUAACUUAAUAUUCACAUGAUGUUAUUCGAGAUUUAGAUUUCAUUUGUCAUCCUUGCUAAAUUUACCGGCCUAUAAUAAUUAUACACAAUAUAAGAGGACAAACUGAUCAAAUUUUCGUAAUAAUAAACAAUUUUAAUUCUUCCGAUAUAUUCAUGAUAUUAUAAUAUUAUAUUUAUAAAUGUUUGUGUGAUAAUUUUUAAGCCCAUGGAAAUACUCCUUUGUAGCCAAACUAAAUGAUUCUGUAACGGCUGAGUAAUGGCCUCCAGUACAGGAGUAAAAAGAGUGUAGUAUUAGAGAUCGAUACACUAUACUAUAAGAUUCUAGAAUUUCGAAUCUUAAAGUUAGUUCAGUUAGUUUUUUAAGGAAUAAAAUUGUUAUGAAUUCCGACCACAGGCUCGGUGCAUAGGUCGAAUACAACAAAAUUAGCAGACAUAUCAUUUAAGACAAUACACUUGUUACAGAAACUAAGUUUCUACUAAUAUAAUUAUUAUUGUACGUAAUCUAACUCUUAAUCUGAACUUAGAGCUUCAAGAGAAAGAUCAUAGGUAGUAAUAAAACGAAGAGAUAAUACGUAUUGGCUGAUCAAAUCCAGAAGUUUUUGUCUAAUAAUUGCAGCAAUGAGUUUUUUCUACAGUCCGAUAAAAUAAUUUUUUGUGUUUUUUCCAAAAUUCUAAAGUGAAUUCGAGUCUACACAUAAAUUUUAUAGAAUAAAAACUGGAAUUAAGAGUUUUAAGUUCGAUAGACUUUUUUUAUGUUAAAAAAACAAAUUGUACUCUGGAUUUAGAACAGUAGCAAUACAAAACACACAGUACUGGAGGCUAUUUACUCAGAAUGUGGGAAAGGCAUGAAACGAAGCAAUGAAACAGUAACGAAGAUAUGCAUGAAUUGUACAAACGAGUCCCUCCACGUCACAGAAAAAAAAAUGAUAUAUCUAUAUGAAGAAUAUAUAUAUAACAAAAUGAUAACUAUGUGAUGUAUUUAAAUGAUAUGUGGUAUAUGGUAUUACAUAUUUGUACAUAGGCGGACCCGUGCCAUCAACUAGUGAGUUGUACCGAUAUUGUACUGCCAUAAAUCGAAUAGCGAUGACAUCGAGUGAAUGGAUCUGAACUAAUCAUCGACAAAUCUAUACGAUAUCAUUUUCGUUUUUUGUGCUCUCGUACGUGUAUGUGAUUAGACGAUUAACUUGAAGUUACCAACUAAUACUUAACUUAAUGGCUGUGCAAAUGGAGCAUUUUGCACUCAUCGACAAUUAUUAAACAGAGUUUUGUUGUUUCAUAUUUUACAUUUUAUUGUAUGAGCAGUUUAUUCACGUCGAAAAUUACCAUUCUGUUGUUAUUAUAUUACUCCUGUUUAAGUUGAUGUCACGACACGUCUAGAUUAUGUGCUGACAUCACGUGUUUAAUUCGUUGAAAUAUUUAUUUACGUUUAUUUUCGAAAUCCGAUAACAAGCUGACAAAAGACAUUAAUCGUGAUUAAUAAUUUCGUGCUUGUUUCUAUUAUAGACGACUACCCUUUACUACAUUACUGUACUAAUAUAUUGAUGAUUAAAAACGUUUACUGAUUCCUGCAUUCGCAGUUGUAAAUCAUAUUGCAAAUUCACACAAUUCACAUAUUAAAUAAUUGGAAUUACGAUUGGAGGGAAGUAAAAGCACAUAAUAAUCGAGCAAUAUGUACAAAAAAGAAAGUUAGACAUCUUUUUUCGGCAACGAAUACUUAUAGACGUAUCAUCGUUUCCUAGCAUAUAGUUGCAGAAUUGUUAGUAAUGUUUUUGAUAUGUUAAGUUAAUUUCAUUAUUAUCGAUAAUUUAUUCAUUAUUUGAAUAAUGACUAUUAUAUAAUAGCGACUAUUGUACUACUUAUUCUCUUAUUUAAGUAAAUUUCGCGCAAUAUUUCCUACAGAAUGUUCAGUGCACGCCAUGGCUCGUACGUUGACGAAGCUCUUGAUAAUCGUUAAAUAAUUUAGUACUGGUAGAGUUUAAUAAGUUGUGGAAUAUAUUGGUACAACUCGAUGAAGAAAGUGUAGCGUGGUUAUACACCUGAGGAAUGUGCUCAAAAUAUUGUAUUAAAGAGAAAAAAAGUCUACUAAAUGAUCAUCAACGUUUAUGCAAAAUUACUCUUAAUAAGUGAAAAAGUUAUUACGGAUUAUUAAUAUUGUAAUCUAUCGUCCUCUUACCUAUUACCUACUUUAAUGUCUAUCUCUAUACACCAGCAUGGUUCUUUAUACUCUUCUAUUUGAUGUUAUACUAUUCUCUAUUAACUUUUACUACAGAACGUAUUGUUAAUAGUGUUUUUAAUGUACUAGAACAUGGUCAGCUGUAGAGGUGCCACGCAAGUGUCACAUCGAGGUUUAUACGAGAACAGAUAUUACGAUUAUAAAAAGAUAAUGGGAUGCGUUUACAUCGUGAGGUAACGCGAGUUCUGACAAUUACAUACAAUUGCAUAAACUCACGACUUUACAUUUUCCGUAUCAUAUUAAAUACGUAAAUGUUAAUCUCUCCACGUAAAUCCUCUAAUCUAAAAAGUAUCUAAGACUCAUUUCUAUUAUUAUACUCAAAUAUAUAAUUUAAUGAUUAGAUUGUUAUAGCUUAGUUUAUAUGCCAAGUAAAAUACGGGACGGGAGUAAAAGCCAUCGGAAUAAAAAAAUAUUCACGCAACACACUUUCCCCCUUGCUCAUAUAAAUUAUCGCAAUAAUUUUAAUAGAAUGAAAGAGAAGCAUGUGCUCGGUAGCAAUAUAUUCAAGCGGCGCGUUUGUACUAUCGUUGUUUUCUCAUCUCUCUCUGCUCAACUAGAUAUUACCUAUAAAAUAUACCUAUACAUUUAGAAUCCACAUUAUCUUAGCUACUUGAAACCUAAUCACUUAAUCAGAUUCUUGUCUUGCUCAAAGAGACGCGGGCUCGGACGAAGCAACAUAUAAUUAUCUCUCGUAUCCGGACUGUGUAAUAAAAUCGCUCAAAAGUUGGUGCCAUAAGCAAUAUGGACAAUAUAUUAUUAAAUGUGUUAUAGUUACGCGUGGACUAACUACAGCUGGCCGGCUAAGUUCUGCUUUCAAAAAGCUCGAUAACGAAACGCCUUGCGAUUGUCCUCCACGAGUGAUCGCGAGAGUUCUCAAUUUCAUUCGCUUUCGAUCGGCGAGGUUUUUUCGGUGAAAUUGCGUUUGUAAAAUAUUCCGAAGUUAUCCGCGCAUAAAGUUAUCUUAAAUCUUUAGAUAUAAUUGAUUUCUGCAAUUAAUUAUAUUACAAUUCAUAAGACUUCUUCUUCAGAGUUUUUUUUUUACCGCAGAUGCUCUCGCAAUUGGCUCUUGGCGGAAAACUGCAGUGCGUUGUUUACAUAAUUAAGCACAGUUCAGUCAAUUUCAAGUGCGAUGUGGUAUCGAGUUACCGACAAAAACCUAAUUUAAUCUGGAGCCUAUCAAAAUGAUACCACACUUAACGAAGCGAGAGAGAAAGGAAGAGACAGAUCCGUUGACAAAGAGAAGAGGAAACCCCAAAGGAGGCCUCCAGAACCCCCCCACGAAGAUGCAACUCCGUCACAUUAGUCUUCGUCGACGAAGAAACGACGCGGCGGAUUAUUUGCGAAUGCGAGGAAUUCGAGAAUUCUCUCUUGCGUAAGCCUAACGAAGGAAGAGGCGCACACGAAAUUUUAAUGAAAUCGCACAGUUUAUAUAAAGGUGUCUCUCCGCCAAUAACUUUUACAUUGUCGCGAAUUCAACGAUCUGUACAAUCGACUUCUCCGUUUCUAUCGAUUCCUCAAUCUAAUAGAAUUUAAUCGAUUCGUAAUCCUCUUAUGUGAGUUCAAAGCUUCGAUAAAUGUUAAUUUCUUCGACGAGCAACAUAGCUUCGGUGUAUUUGGGACAUUGAGAAAUUGUUUUCGAAGGGAAAGAGAGCGAAUUCCUUGUGAGUACUGCUACUCAAUUAUUUUGUCAAAUGAUUGCGCGUAGAAUUUUCGAUUCCUCUUUAUCCGGGUAGAAGCCGCGUUCGCGAGUAGUCUGGCGAAGCGUGAGAAAAAGAGGUGCGAGAUAAAAAGCGAGAAACGGACUCGAGUUAUCGGGAUUAAGUCCGAUUGUAGGAGCUAACUGCAAAUCAAACGGCUUAGCCAGGUCAACGAACAUCUGUGCAUCAGUAUUACAUUGAAGCGAUACUUAUAUACAUUAAACUAGUGAUUACAUUGCGCAUACAUAUAUACAUACCAUUUUAUUUAAUAUAUACAUAUAUAUGUAUAUAUAUUGAAUACAGAAGAGGCGAUAUUACUAUUAUACACAUACAUGCAUAUUAACUCAGAUGGUAGCGUACGUGCAUGUAUGUAUCGCUGCGUACACACAUAUACGUACGCUCAAUAUAUAUUUAUAUAUAUAUACAAAACUGAGUAUGUGUGGUGUACAGAGAGUCAGAGGGGCCGAAGCGGCCCGUACUUGCUGCGUUAAAUGUCGAUGUUGUUCGUUAAAAAAAAAAAAGAGAAAAAAUACGGAAACCCCAUGGCUUCUUCUGAAUCGUGAGUAGCGGGACUUCGGUACACACAGAUCAGCGACGAUUACGGAGAGAAAAAGAGAGAGAUAGAGAAAAAGAGCACAAAGCCGAAUACACAGUCACAAAGAAA
Messenger RNA from Wasmannia auropunctata (little fire ant), 10757 nucleotides. RefSeq lists its product as uncharacterized. The transcript is spliced from 10 exons. Gene Ontology annotation, molecular function: transcription corepressor activity. Gene Ontology annotation, cellular component: histone deacetylase complex; transcription regulator complex. Lineage: Eukaryota; Metazoa; Arthropoda; Insecta; Hymenoptera; Formicidae. Gene Ontology annotation, biological process: regulation of transcription by RNA polymerase II; negative regulation of DNA-templated transcription. The record is from RefSeq and is a predicted model, not a curated record. Bases 50 to 3319 code for a protein of 1089 amino acids.